AUGGACUUUUUCGAUAAGAUAAUUUGCAAUCUGCACUUCAGUCCCGCUUCAUUGAAGCCCAUAUUGCCGCUGAAUUUUGUUUUCAAUAUUUUAUUCAAGGAUCGUGUCACAAAGCCCCAGAAGAAAAUGCUCAUAACACUACUGCGUGAGACCAAAUUCAUGGAGGGUAAGAAAGAAAAAGAAUGGUACUGGGAAAAGAUACAGGAGGCCUUGAAUAGAAUUGGACCGAAAAAGACCAUCAUACAAUGGAAGAAGUGCUGGCGUGAUAUGCGUUUGACGACACGCAAAAAACUUGCCGAGCUGAAACGUUGCCAAAUGGCUGGUGGCUCACCGCCACCCGGCAUCGAACUGAGUCAAGAAGAUAAUGACAUUAUCGACAUAGUUGGCACGGAAUAUUUCUAUGAAGAAAUGAACGGUGAAUUGAAACCGGAAAAUUUCAUAACCGGUUUUGAUUAUGUCCCUGAACAUUUCUGUGAUGCCAUACUCACAGCUGCGGCGGUUUCCAGUGGCCAACAGCAUAUGCAACAUCAAAAGGAACAACAACAGCAGCAACAACAUGCCCAACAACAGCAACAACAACAAGAUCAUCAUACCAAUGAUGGUGAGACAAAUGAUGCCCCCGGCUCCUCAAAUCAUGCCGAUACCCAGGCUGGCCCGUUUGGAGCCCAGGGAAAUAUCGCUCACAUGACUGGCCAAAAUGGUGAUCAUUCAAAUUCGACGGGUACAUUACAACAGCCAAAUAUUAUGCCUAAUCAUCCUGUUUUUUCAGGUGGGCUGCAUCCACAUUUGAUGCGGCGUCAACAUCAUGCCACAGCGGCUUUCCAACGGGAGGCAGCCUUUGAGGAGAAACUGCUGCAAUUCAUGCAAGAUGCCUUUCCCAAGAAGAGUAAAAAGAGGAAAAGUCGUGAUCCUGAUAAGCUUUUCUUACUUUCGUUAUAUGAAGAGAUUAAAAGGGUCCCCGAAGAUAUACGUCUGGAUGUUAAAAGUGAACUAAUACAAGUCCUUAAACGUUAUCAGAAAAAAUCACCUAUUAAACAGGAGAAAACCAAUCAUACUCAUACCCAGUCGUCGUCAAGUUCGGGUAAAUCAUCGGGUAGUACAACACCCAAUGAAAAGGUACAGCUGCCACAGCAACAACACACCCAAUUAUCGCACAGUAUGUAUCAGCUGCAAAAGAAAUACGAUAAAAGUGAAAAGGAACCUUCACCACAAUCCCAAGUUGAUCGUGUCCAGCAACAUUCACGUGAACAGGUUGCAGCAGCAGCCGCCGCAGCAGCCGUGGCGGCCUCAAGCAGUGUGACCUCGCUGCAUGCUCCUCAACAAAUACCACACUCCCUGUUUCAGCUGCAAAAGAAAUACGAAGAGAGUGCCGCCGAAAAGGUGCACGAACAGCGAAAACAUGUUGAGGCAGCCCAUCAACAGCAGCAUCAGACUCAGGCCCAUCAACAACCACCUCCACCACCGCCUUCCAAUGAACAACAGCAACAUCUACAUCAUCCACAAAUGACACAUGGCAUAAUGUUCCCAUUGCCGCAAAUACGUAGCGAGCAGCCUGGAGGUGGCGGCGGUGGCGGUCAGCAGCAACAACAUCAUGCCCAUAAUCCCCACCAACAGCCACAGCAAUCACAACAUCACCAGCAACAGGCGCAACAUCAUCCACCAUCGAUUUUCGGAACCCCCGCCACAGCUGCUGGGGGUAUGAGUACCGAUCGUCCUGCGAUGUCAUAUGAGAAUGUAGGAUGAAUGUGGAGUCGUUUAUGGGAAGCUGCCUGGGAGGCGGGCGGACGAUUUCCAUUAAAUGUUUCUUUGUUAGAUAAUAGUGAAGCUGAAUAGGCUCUAAAACAAAAGAUUAAAAGAAAAAUCAGAAAAAAAACUGA
This is a messenger RNA of Musca vetustissima, 1877 nucleotides long. RefSeq names its product putative mediator of RNA polymerase II transcription subunit 26. The record is from RefSeq and is a predicted model, not a curated record. The transcript is spliced from 3 exons. Gene Ontology annotation, molecular function: DNA binding. Lineage: Eukaryota; Metazoa; Arthropoda; Insecta; Diptera; Muscidae. Bases 1 to 1743 code for a protein of 580 amino acids. Gene Ontology annotation, cellular component: nucleus.